CAACUCCUCCUCCAGCUGCUAAUGUUGUAACAUGGAAUCCAUCACCGCCACCACCAAGUCCACCACCACCGGCAACUCCACCUCCAGCAGCUAAUGUUGUAACAUGGAAUCCUUAA
This is a messenger RNA of Adineta steineri, 116 nucleotides long. The record is from the annotation of a GenBank genome assembly. Lineage: Eukaryota; Metazoa; Rotifera; Eurotatoria; Adinetida; Adinetidae.